This is a messenger RNA of Dendrobium catenatum, 4220 nucleotides long. RefSeq names its product protein SIEL. The transcript is spliced from 8 exons. NCBI's taxonomy places the organism in Eukaryota, Viridiplantae, Streptophyta, Magnoliopsida, Asparagales, Orchidaceae. The coding region runs from base 87 to 2948 and encodes 953 amino acids. The record is from RefSeq and is a predicted model, not a curated record. Gene Ontology annotation, cellular component: endosome. Gene Ontology annotation, biological process: intercellular transport.
GCGUCCCAGCCCCCUGGUCGGCUGUUCCGAGCUCCUCUAUCCCGCCUGCUUUAAAUUUGUAUUCUGCGGUCGGCGAGCAAGAAAUAAUGGAGACUCAUUUGCUUGAGCGGUUUAAUCUCCACCUUCACGAUCCCUCCGACGCCCAGGCCCGGCUUCGAGCCCUAACCUCCGCCAAAGCCCUACUCGCUAACCCUAAUUCAUCCGACUCUACUCGCCGCGCCGUUGUCGAUGGUCUCACCCGCUUGCUUUGCAGUGGCAACGCCGAUUUCACUUUCCUGCGCUACAUCAUCAAGCUAAUAGGCGACGUUGCGGCUCUCGACGGAGUCUUCGCACCCUCUAUCAUUGAAGUCCUUCGGCCUCUCCUUGUAGGAGAGGAAAAGCUCGUGGCGGACGCGCUUUCGGCGCUUGCUUCCGUGGAUGGCUUUUUACUGGAGGAGGGUCUAGUGCUUUCGCUUGCUUCGAGCCCUCAUGUGUCUGUCAGAUCGAUGCUUGUUAAAUUGCUUGUUUCGAGUUUGGAUUGGGAUAAGAGAAGUAUUGUGGUUAUGAAACCGCAUUUCAUGAUUCGAGUGCUGCUAGGGCUCGCAGAGGAUCUCUAUCCACUGAUAAGGGCAAAAGCAGUUGAUAGCCUUGCUUUAGUAUGCCGGAUAAAUGAGUCUGUGGUUGGUUUUCAGACUGUUAAAUGCUUCAAUGAUUGUGCUACAUCAUUUCUACACAAUGACGAGGAAUUAAUAAGAUUGUCUGCUAUUAGAUUGAUUAGUGCAUGCGGUCAAUUUUUAGCGAACAAUAAAGGGGAUACACGUUAUUGCGAGCUGACGGAUGCAAUCUUUGCUCAGCUUUGUGUAAUGGCAAGAGAUAUGAGUAUGAAGGUGAGGGUCGAAGCUUUUUCUGCUCUUGGAAAACUACAGGGCGUCUCAGAACACAUGCUAUUACAAUCCUUGUCUAAGAAAAUCUUGGGAACCCAGAAUAUUGAAAAUACUUUUGUUGAACAUACCCUAAGAAAUUCUAAAUUUCCUUUCUCUUCCUCAGCAGGAGCUUUUGUACAUGGCAUUGAGGAUGAGUUCCAUGAGGUACGGAUGGUUGCUUGCAAAUCACUUGGGACCCUCUGCAUUCUUUCCAUCCAGUUUUCUGCUGCUGCAUUGGAUUUAGUAAUGGACAUGCUAAAUGAUCAUGAAAUAGCUGUUCAACUGCAGACUUUGGAAACAUUGUAUCAAAUGGCCGCAAAUGAUCGUUUGAUUAUUCAGGAGAAACAUAUGCAUAUGUUUCUUGGUUUGUUAAAUGAUGUCAAUGCCAUAAUCAGAUUUGCCACAAGAAAACUUCUGCUGUUAGUGGAGUUUCCUAAAUUUGAGAUAUUUAAAGCAGCAAUAAACUCUAUUCUCACAAACUUGGAGAGACAUCCGGAGGAAGAGGAAGAUGUUUUCUUUAUUUUGUUCUGUAUUGGCAUAAGUAAUGCAAAAUUAGCAUUGAAGCUAGCAAAGGAGUUCGUAUCAUUGGUUCAACCAUUCAGUGCGGGAGAACUGAUCUUGGAUACUCCAUGGGCGGCUGGACAUUUGGUGCUUAUUGUCUCAUCAACUUUUUCCAGUAAACAGAAAAUUUCUGAUAUUCCAACUGUUCUGUUUUCUUAUGCAGUUCCUUUAGUGGGAAGAAUCUCCCGGUCAUUGGGAGGUUUUGUUAGCCAAUACUUUCUUUCGGACUAUCUUUGUCAUCUUAGUGGAGUUCAUUUUUCAUUUGGAAUACCCAUGUUUGAAGAGACUAAAUUAACUGCAAUGAAACUUGAGGAAACUCUUGCAAAUUCUUUGAAGUGUGGAGACAAGCUAUGCAACUCAUUGUUGCUUCUUCAUGAUGAAAAUUUGAAGAGUAAGUGCAAGGAGGAUAAGUUCGACAGCUGUCAAGUAUCAGCUUCGUCUGAACUAUUUCUCCAGAGAAAAGGAGUAAUUGAUGAUAGAUCGACUCAGAGUGUUAAGUUUAUUUUGGGAAAAGUGCAAGAAACUUGGCAUCUUAUUCAUUCUCAUUGUGGUCUUGUAGCACUAAGGAUCCUCAGGGCUUGCAAGGACGAAUUGGAUUUUAUUAAUUUGGAUAUCAAUGGAUCUGGAGCAGACUUUGUUGAAUUUGGACUGGAGUAUGUACAGGUUAUCAUGCUGUUUGCUGAAAUCUGGCAGCAAAUUUAUGCAAAGAAUUUCCGAGUGACUGCAAUGGCGGCACUGGAUAUUGUGAUAGAAAAGCUUGAUGUAUCUCUUAGACGACUUAAAUAUUGUUUCUUGGGUUUAUCAAUAGAGGAAGAAUGCCAUCUUUUAGAGCUGAUCUUGCUUAGUCAUGUUCUUCGACUGCACAAGUUUCAAAUCUAUUCGCAUGACAUAUUGAUGAAAAUGGAUUCCACAAUAUCUCGUUUACAAAUCCUUUGCAAAGAAGGAUCAAAUAUAUCUGCUUUUAUUAAAGAAGUAAAGAUGUAUUCUACUGAAGAGGGCACAAAUGAAUGCUCUCGAGAAUUUCCUGUUGACAAGUUGCUUCAACUCUUCUACCUAAGACUGAUACCAUUCUGUGGGAAGUUUAGGCACAUCAAAGCUGAUUUGACCGCCAUUGGUAAUAGCUCUGAGAAUCCUCUUCACUAUGUUUCUGGGCUUCCCGUUGGCAUCACAUUUGAAAUUUCUCUAUACAAUACCUCACAAACGGAGAGAGUGUGGCUCAAAUUGGCUAUUGAUGGUUCGUUUCAGUACAUAUUUUUAGAUCUUUGUAAAUUUAGAGAAUGUCAUGAAGUGAGAAAAGGCACUUUGACCAUUCCGUAUUAUACAGCCCCAAGAGCAGCAUCAUUUGUAUUAAAGGCUUGUAUAUGUAUAGAGUUUCCUGUUGGAGAUUUCUUACAUCUGAAGAGAAAAGUUGGAGGACCAAAACAUGAUAGCAUUCGAAUUUCUCAGGAAGUUGAUCUGUACUUUGUAGGGAUUAGGAGCUGUUGAUGUGUAAAAGCAGUUUUGCAUGAAUUCAUACCAUGAUAUGUGUUACGAACUAGAAGCCACCCUUGCAUUGAGUUGGUGGAAGGAACUAAUCUAGCUGUUCCGGGUAAAAAGGCAAUAACCUUAAAAUCAAGGCACAGCUUAUCUGAAGCCAGUCAGUUUUAGUCUUUGUUUGGGAUGACUUUUUAACUGCUUCUUAAAGCAGCUUUCGAGUACAAAAAUUUUAACUUUUGUCUAGAAAACUGUUUUAAGAAGCGGUAAGAAAGCCAUCCCAAACGAAGCCUUAGAGUGAUAAAUUAGACUUGACGAGGUGCAUUUACAACUUAAAUAUUUUUCUUUUCAUGAUGAUCUGGUAAAUUGACGUCAACAAAUGAAGGAUAAAUUUCCAAUGGCUGCAUGGCUCGUUGUUAUACAUGAGCUUUAAUUGGUUAUAUUUGAGGCUGAAAAGUUAGAUUUUCAUUGAUGCCCAAUGGUUGAUUGUUGCCAAGAUCUGCUAUAUUCUUCAUAAAUGAUGGGAAUUUAUCACUGCAGUUAUGAUUACUAAAAAUCUGUAUAGUUACAAGCGAUCGGAAUGCAAUUCAUUUUGCAGACUUCUUUUGGAACCAUGCAUUUUGUUUUUUCUUUAUCCUUGCAGCUCCAUUUUGGCUGGUUGGUUAUUCUAAAUGUUUUGCAUGAUUGCAUGCACGCAUGAAAACUUUUCUGAACUCGCCAUUCAGCUCUCUGUUCUAUUGCUGGCAUAUAUAUGCAAAGAGAUGAAAUUGGAAUUUCUGAUAGAAGGAACUUGUGUGGAUGUUUAUUUGGGAUGCAGAUGUGAAAUAAAAAAUGUCAAGAACAAUUUCAGGAGAGAUGUAACAUUGCUUUGGUAUCUAUGUAGAGUGGAUUCGUGAAUCUUUACAGAUGUCCGAAUUUUGAUGCUUAAGAUGUUGCUACUAGUAGACUGUUGAGCUGACGGGCACUGGUUUUGGAAUGACUACAACGGAGAUGAGAAAGCUAUUGGAUAUGUUCCCGAACUUCAAUCCUCUCAAAUUUGUAACUGGUAUUUUCUUUCUUUUAAAGUAGAGAUCUAAUCUCACGGAGAGUUUCUAGCCAACUUGAAAUUUUUGUUAGCCUUUUUGAAGAAGCAUUGUAGCAUUGCAAGGCGCGCGUGUAACUAUAAACCAAUAUUAUUAUCAUUUGAGCAGAAAGUUGAUAUCGGCAAUUUUGUCGCCAAGGAUGCUGAGCUGCUAACUUGUCCGCACAUGAUAUCUAUUUUAUUUUUUUCAUUUUUUAUUUCAA